Messenger RNA from Alternaria novae-zelandiae, 417 nucleotides. RefSeq lists its product as uncharacterized. Gene Ontology annotation, biological process: transmembrane transport. The record is from RefSeq and is a predicted model, not a curated record. Gene Ontology annotation, cellular component: fungal-type vacuole membrane. Gene Ontology annotation, molecular function: transmembrane transporter activity. The transcript has 3 exons. NCBI's taxonomy places the organism in Eukaryota, Fungi, Ascomycota, Dothideomycetes, Pleosporales, Pleosporaceae. The coding region runs from base 1 to 417 and encodes 138 amino acids.
AUGAAUAUACCGAACUUGUUCUCCGACAAACUCGGCCCUUUCAACGUCGUAAUCCCUUGCUGCAUAAUCUCUGGCGUUCUCUGCAUAUGCUUCAUGGGUGCCACCUCCUCCGCCGGCAUCAUCGUACUCAUGGCAUUCUACGGUUUCUUCUCCGGAUCUUUCGUCUCGCUUCCACCCGCCAUCGUGGUUCAGCUGAGUAGUGACGCGCGAGACAAGGUCGGCACAAGGAUGGGUCAGGCCUUCGCUGUCGUGGGUGUGGGGCUGCUGAUUGGAACGCCGAUCGGAGGUGCGAUUCAAGAGCAAAGUGGUUUUGCUAGCUUGUGGGUGUUCGGAGGGUGUCUGCUAUUCGGAUGUGUGCUGUUGCUGAUUGCUGCUCGGGUAGCGUUCAAGGGGCGGAAGAUCAUGGUCAAAGCAUGA